AUGUAGCUGCCACACGCACCCUCUUGAGCUGUGUGCGUACAGCGACGCUCGGCCAGGAGGGUCAAAGUCGUCAGUGCGUUUCAUGUGAGUGGACGGCAAGGAAAUAGACCCAGAAUGCUGAUACAUUGUACGACGUACGGUUGCGUACAACGCCGUACAAUUACGACAAGAGAACUGUAAGCUUUCACAGUAAAAAUAAUUUUCGGGCUUUCUUUUAAAUAUUAUGAUUGUGAAGCAAUCAUAGCACACGCUUUGGUGUUGACAAAAAGUAAACCUCUUGAGAAAUGAACAACGUACGACUAAAUUUCAAUGUCCAUGCAUUGACUUCUAUGGGAACGUCGACCUUUCCAACAUGGCCGCCAAGUAGGCACGUCAGUUAACCGGGCUGCUAAAGAACGCUGGCAUCUAGGAACGUGGCCAUGCAAAAAAAAAAAAAAACACACACACACAAACACGACACUCUUACAGACAUAUUUCUUAUUAAUGACUGUAACCGAAAGUCAUACACAAUCAGUCAGACAGACAGCGUUAGCCGUGAAGGAAUCUCUUUUCAUUGCUUGCUUGUCAAAGGGAAAGGGGCGUUCAUUGCUCCUCUUUCAGCUUGGACUGUCAGUGACUAGUAUGGCGGAGAGCGUUUCGUCGGGUGAAUUCUCGAGCUCUCUGACGAGCUGCGCCGGGUUUCCUCCGCCGAGGACUCGCAUCUUCAAAAUCAUCGUGAUCGGGGACUCGGGGGUAGGGAAGACGUGCCUGACGUACCGCUUCUGCGCCGGUAAGUUCCCAGAGAAGACCGAGGCCACGAUCGGGGUGGACUUCAGGGAGAGGCUGGUCGAGAUUGGCGGCGAGAAGCUCAAGAUCCAGCUGUGGGACACAGCAGGCCAGGAGCGCUUCAGGAAGUCUAUGGUGCAACACUACUACCGCAAUGUGCAUGCUGUAGUCUUCGUCUAUGACGUUACCAACGCUGCCAGCUUCAGCAGCCUGCCCGCCUGGAUUGAGGAGUGUAAGCAGCACGCUUUGGGCACAGAGGUGCCCAGAAUCCUUGUUGGAAACAAGUGCGACCUUCGAGACUCCAUUCAAGUCGGAACAGACGUGGCGCAGCAAUUCGCGGACUCCCACUCUAUGCCUUUGUUUGAGACCUCCGCUAAGAACCCAAACAGCCAGGGCGGCAUGAGCUCUGGCAGUAGUGACCACGUUGAGGCUAUUUUCAUGACGGUGGCUCACAAGCUUAAGUCACAGAAGCCUCUGGUGUUGAGCCAGCCUCCUGCUGCAUCAGGAGGUAGCAUCAAAUUAAGCAGCGGCAGGGGGGAUGGCACUGAUGAGUCACGGGGCUGGGGCUGCAGUAGCUGCUGAUAUGUGGAGGGACAUGACAACACCAUUAGAUCAUGAGGAUAUACAGACUGACUCACAGCCACAAUAAUGACAGAAUUAAUGAGUGUCAAUUGUUUGCUUGGUAGAAGGUGGAUUUCUCUUUUGGAAUAAAAAUGAGAUGGAGCUUGG
Messenger RNA from Phycodurus eques (leafy seadragon), 1494 nucleotides. It is a transcript of the gene rab33ba, whose product is annotated as RAB33B, member RAS oncogene family a. Lineage: Eukaryota; Metazoa; Chordata; Actinopteri; Syngnathiformes; Syngnathidae. The record is from RefSeq and is a predicted model, not a curated record. Gene Ontology annotation, molecular function: GTPase activity; GTP binding. The transcript is spliced from 2 exons. Bases 484 to 1347 code for a protein of 287 amino acids. Gene Ontology annotation, biological process: Rab protein signal transduction. Gene Ontology annotation, cellular component: endosome; Golgi apparatus.